AUGGAGGGUUGGUUAGCCUUAUGUUUUAUAGCCCUAUCCACGUUACUGGCCCUUUGGUUCUCCGGCAGCAAGAGCAAGCCCAAGAAGCACCUGCCUCCCGGGCCAUGGACUCUCCCGAUCAUCGGCAGCCUCCACCACGUCAUCCUCGGCACGCUCCCUCACCGCACCAUCACUGAUCUGUGUCGCCGGCAUGGGCCACUGAUGCUCCUCAAGCUAGGCGAGGUCCCCACGGUGGUGGUCUCCAGCGCCGAGGCGGUGGCGGAGGUAAUGAAGACCAACGACGUCGCCUUCUCGAACCGGCAGACCACCGAGCUGCAGGAGAUCAUGGGCUUCGGCGGCAAGGGCAUCAUCUUCGCCCCCUACGGCGACCACUGGCACCAGAUGCGCAAGGUCUGCAUCGUGGAGCUCCUCAGCUCCAAGCAGGUGAAGCGCAUGGAGUGCAUCAGGGCCGAGGAGGUGGGCGGCCUCCUCCGCUCCAUCAUCACGGCCACGGACGCGGGCGCCGCCGCCAACCUCAGCGAGAUGUUUGCGGCGCUUGGCAACAACGUGGUGGCGCGGGCGGCGUUCGGCGGCAAGUUCGCACGGCAGGAGGAGUUCCUCUGCGCCAUGGACCAAAUCAUGGACCUGCUGGGGGGCUUCUGCCUGGUCGACCUCUUCCCGUCGUCCCGGCUGGUGCGGGGGCUCAGCAAUGGCGAGCGCCGCAUAAAGAGGAUCCGGGACCUCAUUGAGCACAUCAUCACCGAGAUCCUUGACGAGCGCAAGGCGGCGCGAGCGGCCGGUCAUGGCGCAUGCAGCACCGAUGAUGAGGACCUGCUGGACGUGCUGCUCAGGCUGCAGGAGGAGGACUCGGCAUACCCUCUAACCACAGAGAUUAUAGUCACUGUCUUGUUGGACAUGUUUGCGGCUGCUUCAGAGACUACAGGAACUGCUUUGGAGUGGGCCAUGUCAGAACUCGUAAGUCAUCCUGAAGUUAUGGCUAAGGCACAAUUAGAGGUUCGAGAGGUACUAGGUCAAGGCCGAGCUAUCAUUAGCAAUAGCGAUCUUGCAGAACUCCACUACAUGCAGAUGGUCAUCAAGGAGGUUCUUAGAUUGCAUCCACCUGCCGCUUUACUCCCCCGCAAGACUAGAGAGGACUGCAAAAUUAUGGGUUACGACAUCCUUAAAGAUACCAAUAUAUACAUUAAUGUCUUCGCAAUUUCCCGGGACCCUCAGUAUUGGAGCAAUCCAAAAGAAUUUAAUCCCGAGAGAUUUGAGAACAACAAUGUGGAUUAUAACGGGACAAGUUUUGAAUUCACUCCUUUCGGAGGUGGGCGACGACAAUGCCCUGGAAUAGCAUUCGCAUCAUCAGUUUUGGAGAUUACCUUGGUAAACUUUCUCUAUCACUUUGACUGGAUGCUUCCUGACAAUGCCAACUCAUUAUCACUAGAUAUGUCUGAGAAAUUCGGGUUCACUGUCCGUAGAAGGACUGACCUACUGCUCAAGGCUAUUCCACAUGUAUGCUCCAAGGCUACACAUAUAUAG
This is a messenger RNA of Triticum turgidum subsp. durum (durum wheat), 1521 nucleotides long. NCBI's taxonomy places the organism in Eukaryota, Viridiplantae, Streptophyta, Magnoliopsida, Poales, Poaceae. The record is from the annotation of a GenBank genome assembly.